Acaulospora colombiana is the source of this 1752-nucleotide messenger RNA. NCBI's taxonomy places the organism in Eukaryota, Fungi, Glomeromycota, Glomeromycetes, Diversisporales, Acaulosporaceae. The record is from the annotation of a GenBank genome assembly.
AUGGGCGGAAAUCAAUUUGGGGAAGCCAGUUCUGGCGUUAAAGAAAACUUGCUAUUUCAAGAGUCAAGCGUAGGUCCCAAUAAUACCAACGAUAAAAGAAUUGAAAUUGAGGAAUGGGGCAUAGUCGAAUGGUUCAGUAGUGACCGUGGUAACUGGCAGGAUUCUUUAUUUAAAUGGAUUAUUCUGGCAUUGGAGGAACCGAUGGAUAGUAAAGAGAGACAAGUAAUUGAGAAAGGGCUGAAUGUUCUUAAGCGAGAAAUAGGAGAAAUUUUUAUGGUAGGAAUCUCAGACGAAGCAAGAUACAACUUUUGUUUCGAUAUUUUGAAAAACUGUCAUGAUUAUAUAGUAACUCAAGAUACUUCUGUGAAAGAAUUGAUAAAAGAUAAUUUACUCAAAAGAAUUUUCGAGUAUUUUAAGAUAGAAUUUACUUCUGCAAAAUCUUUGGUGGAAAUUAUUCGCAAAAUUUCCAUCUCAAAAAGGUCGGUUUUGAGAUUUAUGACGCAUCAAAGUAUUCAAGCUAGAGUAGCCUACCUCCGGACUGCGUUAAUAACUCAUCAAAAACCAUCGGAUAUGGAAGGCUAUCAUUGUACAACCAAUCCAUAUUACCACGAAUCUUCGGAAGAGUUAAAAAAACUCCAAUCCACAUGUAUGACAAUAAACUCUGAACGUAAUGAAUUGCUCCAAAGACUUCAAGAUCUAGAAUCUAAAUUAGCGGAUAGUGAAAAGGUUCUUAAUGAACAAAUUGAAAUGAAUGCAAAAUUGGUUGAAGAGAAAGAACAGCUCAGUGAAGACUAUAAAAGUGAACACGCUCAGCUCACGAGAGAGAUGGAUAUUAUUAGAAACAAAUUGGAAUCUGCAAAAAGAGAAGCCACUGUAUACCAAGCUGCCCUUGGAAAUGCCACCAAUGUUCGUUGGAGUGACGAUUCCUUUAAUAAUCCUAUACAACUAACUAAAGAUAUUCAAGAGAUGCGACAACUUGUUGAUGAGUUUACUAAGGUUAAGGGCAAGGCAUACGCAAUUAAAGAAAAAGAGUCAUUAGAAUUAUUAAAAUCCUAUGAUAAUAGAGUCGAUUCCACGUUAGAUAUUAAGCAAAUCAAAACACUACUAAGCUUUGCAUUACAGAGAAUGGUUCUCAAAAUUAUUUUUGACGCUGCGGAGAGGAUAUAUGAUGACUCACGUAGAUAUCAACAUUACAACGAUUCCUUACUCGAGCCGUAUAUCGUAUAUCACGCCGAAGAAUUAAUCAAGUAUUCCUCGGAUCUUGCUCACAAUCGUGAAGGCAACGAUAGUAUCGCCGGCGUGACCCCCAUUAAAAUUCGACAACAAAUUUAUGCAUCUCUCGCUCUACGUGGUUAUUCUAAGAACAAACAUCCUUACAUUAGGAGGACAGCUGACGAAAUUAUUGGAAAGAUCAAAAAAUAUCGUGAAAUUGUCGAUGAAGAAAGACAGAAUGAGCUAAGAUCAGAAACCGAAUCAUUAAUUAGGACUGGCUUCCAUUUAUGGUUUAGCUUAAAGGCCCAGGAACCAGCACCUAAGAUUAAAUGGUGUGAAUCAGGCGUUCAAAUUAAAACGCCUGUCAUGGAAGGAAGUUGGGAUACGAACCAAAUAAAUGACCUAGAAGUGAGCAUGUGUUAUUUUCCCUUAAUCGCCACCGACAACAAACAAGUUUAUUGCAAGGCAUCUGUUGUAGCUCAACCAAAGGCUGGGAGGGUUCAAAAAGUUCUUGGUAAAAUGUACAGUAUAAUUAUGUAA